This is a messenger RNA of Hemibagrus wyckioides, 2076 nucleotides long. It is a transcript of the gene b3gat2, whose product is annotated as beta-1,3-glucuronyltransferase 2 (glucuronosyltransferase S). Gene Ontology annotation, molecular function: galactosylgalactosylxylosylprotein 3-beta-glucuronosyltransferase activity. Bases 561 to 1481 code for a protein of 306 amino acids. The transcript is spliced from 4 exons. Lineage: Eukaryota; Metazoa; Chordata; Actinopteri; Siluriformes; Bagridae. Gene Ontology annotation, biological process: carbohydrate metabolic process; chondroitin sulfate proteoglycan biosynthetic process. The record is from RefSeq and is a predicted model, not a curated record. Gene Ontology annotation, cellular component: Golgi membrane.
UCCCUCACAUGACAGCGCUGUUAUUUCUGAGGCAGCAGCAGCAUCAGAGCUGGACCUGCGCACUGCUUCUCUGCUCAGCUUCAGAGCUCAGAAGCGCAUCUCAGAGGAGAGAUGGAGGCAAAGCCAGCUAUGCGUUCAGGGACUGUUUUCUGUGGAUUCAAUUUAAUGCCUUUACCUGUUGUUUGUUAUUUCUGCCGUCGCUUUCAAUGCAGGAGGAAUCAUCAUUAGAUGAAUCAUCAUCUAAUUAUCAGCGGAGGAAUAUGUCGUUUUUGUCUCGCCUUUAGCCUUGGUUAAAGGAGACUGGAAACUGACAGGAUGCCUCGGAAAGCGCUGCUGUAAAAACUGCGUAAGCUGGUGGACUGUGUGAGAAGCGAAAUAAGCACAAAAAAGUAAACUCAUUCUAUGUUUUAAAGAUGUAUUUCAAUAGGUGUAGCUCGACUAGAUUAUGUUAGAUUAAGUUUUUGUUUACUCCGCAUCCUUUAUGUACUUGUGUUAAAAUAUCCCGCCUGACUGAGAUGGAUUGGUGAUCCCCGCGUCUCCGGCAGCAUCAUAACUUUGCCAUGAUGAAGUCCAUUUUUUACAGUCGCUUCUUCAUCCUGCUUCCGUGGGUGCUGAUCGUCAUCAUCGUGAUAGACAUCGACACGAAGAGGUCCUCCGUGCGCAACACGGCGCACUCGUACCUGUCCCGGCUGAGCAGCGCGCCCCGGCGGGACGCGGUUGUCCACGCGCUCAACCGCACCGCGCCUCCACCGCCACUCAUUUACGCCAUCACACCGACGUACAGCCGCGCCGUGCAGAAAGCCGAGCUCACGCGCUUGGCCAACACUUUCCGCCAGGUCCCGCACUUUCACUGGAUUGUGGUGGAGGAUUCGGCAAGUCGCACCGAGCUCGUGUCGCGCUUCUUAGCGCGCGCGCGCGUCCCGUACACUCACCUGCACGUGCUCACUCCGCGCCGCUUUAAACGGGCCGGUAUGCCGCGCGCCACAGAGCAGAGGAACGCAGCGCUCUCGUGGCUCCGCGCGCACCGCACAGCCACCGACUCCGGAGUGGUGUUCUUCGCCGACGAUGAUAACACUUACAGCCUGGAGCUUUUUGAAGAGAUGCGUUCAACUAAAGGAGUAUCUGUAUGGCCUGUGGGACUCGUAGGGGGUCGCAGGUAUGAGCGCCCUAUUGUAGAAAAGGGCAAAGUGGUGGGCUGGUACACAGGCUGGAAGGCUGACCGACCUUUUGCCAUCGACAUGGCAGGCUUUGCCGUGAACCUCCAGGUGAUCCUAGCAAACCCACGAGCUCUGUUCAAGAGGAGAGGAGCCAAGCCAGGCAUGCAGGAGUCUGACUUCCUUAAACAAAUAACCAGGCUGGAGGAUCUGGAGCCAAAGGCUCGCAACUGCACACAGGUCCUGGUCUGGCACACCCGCACAGAGAAGGUCAACCUGGGCAACGAACCCAAGCGGCACCAGGACUCUGUUCUGAUUGAGGUCUAGAGGACAGGACUGGCGUGGGAGGCAUAGUCCUUAUGGCAUAUUGCACCAAGUAGCCACUAUCCCUGGUACUUUCCCCAAUUAGUGUCAACCUCUGGACUGAUAGCCUGCUGAUUCAUGCUGGAAGCCGUGUGAACUCUGAUGUCUGUGUCACCUCAGCUCAACACUCUGGACCAUCCAAUUUUGUGACCUUAUUUCUGGCUGCAUAAAUUGGCUGGGCUUCACUUUGUUAAUAAAAAAAUCCCAUCACACUGAGGAAGCAUACUGGGUUACUUGUAAAGAACUUUUAAACCUGUAUCGUUCGGUACAGCUGUCUUCACUGGCUGCUAAUAGAAACUUUUACCUUAAGACUGAAGAGAAAAUCUGGAGUGUUAGCACCUGAUGAAAUCUUCAUGAUGAUUCAAUGUCUCUUAGAUCCUGGAGAACUUAAUAUAAACUUGGGAGCAGUUGGAGAACGAAGCAGGAAGCAUCUGAAGAAGAGCCAGUUGUUGGAGAAAGAACAUGUGUCUUAAAUGUACAUUCAGUGGACACAUGUAACUGUAACUAUACAAGUUUGUUGUAUUUAAGCAGUUAUUGGAUAAAGCUUUCUGUAAAAAGA